AUGCCUUGGCGAACUCGUCGCAAAGAGAUCGCGGACGUCGCACUGGAUACUGCGGCACCCGUUCUUGAGUUCACGGAAAGUGCUCUCGAGCUUGUACCGAUUCCAGGUUUGGCUCUAAUAGCCAAAGGGUUGGGAAUUAUUGUCGAUAGAGUCCAGGAUGCGAGAAUGAACAACGACGCGCGGAACGCUUUCAUCAGCAAGGCCAAAGCGUUAGAUGUUACUCUCAUGGAAUUGGUGAAGAAGACAAGCACCGCAGUCGACAGCUCUGGCGGGGACGAACGGAUCAAGAAGAGACUAGUCGAUGGCGUCGCGCAAUCUGAAGAGCUUCAGCUGCGACUGCAGACCUUGUCGAGUACCAUUGUCGAACUUCGUGAGCGUACGAAGGAGCUCAAAGGUGGAGAUGGGGCUAUAGGCUUCCUGAAGGGCUUUCUGUUCGCAUCGCGGAACGAAGCUAUCCUCUCGGAUAUGAAGGACGAAAUGGCGAAUGCUGUUGAAAUGUUCAAGCUCCGUGGCCAAAUUUCCAUCGAAAAUGUGCUCAGCGAUAUUGUUAUCGACUCCAUCUCUUGGGCACCUGCAGGGUACCGAUCUGUAGACGAGCUCAAAAGCGAAUUCAUGGAGGGAACUAGGGAAGAGCUCUUCGACGAACUGGACGCGUGGUCCAACGGCCGAUUCCCUCAAGACGACCCAAGGCGGUUCUAUGCUCUCACUGGAGGUGCCGGUCUGGGGAAGUCUUCCAUUGCCCAUCAGUUCUGCACACGUCUCGACAAGCCAGGACAGCCUACCUUAGGCGCAUCGUUCUUCUUUGUGAGGGGCAGCGGAGAUCUCGAGUCGACUCGGCUAUUCUUCUCCACUCUUGCGCACCAACUUGCGCUAUCCCAGCCUACACUCCGACCUCACAUUGUCGACGCCGCGCGAGAGUAUCACAAGCAUGGAGACCGCCAGCAAAUGCAACACGCAUUCGAGGAGUUGCUCCGAGAUCCGCUCGCCCGCGCCCCCAUUCCCGGCGAGACACCAGUCAUCCUUGUCAUUGACGGACUGGACGAGUGCAAGGAGCGCGAUCUGAUGCGCAGCAUGCUCGGAUUCGUACUCGAGCUUACUCGCACGUUACCCUGGCUGCAAGUGUUUGCCACUUCGCGGCCUGAGCCUCACGUCAUGUCCGUACUCACAUCUCCGGAGGUGGCCCGUAUUGUGCAUCACCGGAGCCUGAACGACACCCUUGAGGAGUGGGAAGGUGACGUCAGACACUAUCUUGAAGCUACGGUACCCAAGAUCCUCCAGUACGGUGCUUUCAUCCGCGACAACCCCGACGUUCUCGAACGCCUUAUUAUACGCACGGGUGGUGUAUUCAUCUAUGCACACGUUGCCGCCCGGUUCCUGGACUCAUAUCACGAUCGUCCAGAAGAGCAAUUCGAGCUACUUCUUGCAUCAGGAGGAGCAGGGCUCUCGCCUCUGGAUUCCCUUUACCUGCAGGUUCUGCGCUCCGCGUUCCCCCCAGAAGACCUUCGCGUGUCUAAUCCCCGUCAAGAACGUUCGCGCUCGCUCUUGACCUCCAUCGUGCUCCAGACACAUCCCCUUGCUCCCGGCGUCAUUGCAUUACUUGGGCAUGAAUUAUCCGAGAACGACGUCGUUGCAAUGGUAGACCGCCUGCGCUCUAUCCUGUUGAUCGACCAAGAUGGUCUUGUGCGGCCACUGCAUGCCACGUUUGGCGAGUUUCUCCUUGACGACAAACGUUGCAGCGACCCGCUGUAUCAUGUGGACCGAUCCAAGGGACAUGCUCGUCUCGCGUCUGCGUGCCUGACGGCGUUAACUUCGUUCCGCACGCUCUUAGGCUGCCUGGAGGCUGGGUUGGACAGUCACUUGAGCAGCUACGUUUAUUACGCGAGAGGAAAUUGGGAUUAUCACCUCGGGAUUGCCGAGUUCAGUGACAGCUUGGCCCAGCAGGUGUGCGCCAUGGUCCCAAUGAUCCCUGCAUAUAUCGGAGUCUACACCAGCAAUUUCGGUGAGUCGGGGGUUACCGCGAGUAUGGCGCAGUUCCUUGAGGUUGGCAACACAGUCUAG
Messenger RNA from Phanerochaete carnosa HHB-10118-sp, 2058 nucleotides. RefSeq lists its product as uncharacterized. The transcript has 5 exons. The record is from RefSeq and is a predicted model, not a curated record. Lineage: Eukaryota; Fungi; Basidiomycota; Agaricomycetes; Polyporales; Phanerochaetaceae. The coding region runs from base 1 to 2058 and encodes 685 amino acids. Gene Ontology annotation, molecular function: ATP hydrolysis activity.